Cavenderia fasciculata is the source of this 954-nucleotide messenger RNA. RefSeq lists its product as uncharacterized. The record is from RefSeq and is a predicted model, not a curated record. NCBI's taxonomy places the organism in Eukaryota, Evosea, Eumycetozoa, Acytosteliales, Cavenderiaceae. The transcript has 5 exons. The coding region runs from base 1 to 954 and encodes 317 amino acids.
AUGAGAUUUUUAACUGCUCUUAUUGUAUUUGUCUGUUUGACUUUCCAAUCAGCUUAUGCUCAAGAAUACUUUUACUACCAACCAAAUGGUAAUUUCACAUCUCCAUAUCCACCAAACAACAUUGCCGAUAUUCAUUUGAAGGUUUGUACUCUUGUAGGAGCAGCUCCAGCUAUAUUGGCUGCCUUUUCUGCUGCAGUUUCUGCUGCUGGAACCUCGGCUUCCAACAAGUAUGAAUGGUCUCUCUAUGGUUGGAUCAAUGAUGAAAGCACCUCCACCUACAAGUUGGUCAGACCAAUGACCCAAGCCGUCCAAACUUUCCCAAACACUAAUAUUGUCAAGGUUGGUUUCAUCUGUCUUGGUACCAAGCCAAUUUUGGGAUACCAAGGUGUAUUAAAGCGUAAUGCAGGAUAUUGGACCCCAAGUGGUGUCGUCCUCAAGGAAGCUUACGCCAUUUCUGCACCAGGUGGUUAUGCUAAUCUCAACGAUCUCCAAGCCGAUUGUGCCAAUGCUCUUACUGGUUCGAGUGUUGCCGUGGUCAACCAAAUCUAUGAAACCUUUUACCAAAACUCGUCCAUCUGUGUCAAUGCCUUGUUCAAGGAUAACGUUGAUAAUGCUCCAAGAAAAGGUUAUUACUAUGGUAUUCCAGGCCAAGCCGGAUGUACCUUUGGUUUCAAUUACGGUGCCUAUACUCCUGGAUCCCCUGCUCUUGCUGCCGGUAUCUGUUUUGGUCCAAAGCCAGUUACCAGUUCUUACUACACCAGUGCCACUAGAGUCGUCAGUGUGUACAACUUCAACAUAAUUGGUAAAUACUCUAGAUUCGAGUCCAUUGCAAACUACCCUAUCCAAAGCUUAAAACCUUGGUAUGCACAGAUAUUUUGGCUUAACAAACCAUCGAGAAAAUAUUUUUCCAUUACGGGUACUGUACCAAAGAGUAUUAAUAUUUUCAUCGAUUGA